This is a messenger RNA of Rhipicephalus sanguineus (brown dog tick), 1002 nucleotides long. RefSeq lists its product as uncharacterized. Lineage: Eukaryota; Metazoa; Arthropoda; Arachnida; Ixodida; Ixodidae. The transcript is spliced from 3 exons. The record is from RefSeq and is a predicted model, not a curated record. Bases 1 to 1002 code for a protein of 333 amino acids.
AUGAGUUCUCAUCUUCGAUCCCGCCUGAAAAAAGUUCUCACACCCGCUGUGUCUCCUACAGUGCGAGUGGCCGACGGCAGCCGAACAUCAGUUCUUGGUAUGUGCACCGCCCGCGUCACUGUUGCUGGCCACCAUACUUCAGUUCUCUUCGCAGUUCUCGACGCCUGCCCACACGAUGUCAUUCUUGGCAUUGACUUCUUGACCGCACACUCGGCCCUCAUCGAUUGUUCCGCCGGCACUUUACGGCUCGAGUUGCCUUUGUGCUCCGAUGUUACUUCUGCAAAUCGCACACGGCUACGGUCCGUGGAGUGUCUACGGAUACCGCCUCAGGCUGCUAUGUACGUUCAUAUGUCGCCGUUCCCACCAGUUCCUGAUGGCGACUAUCUGGUAGCUCCCGUCAUUGACCUGACCCUUUCCCGCAACAUCGCCCUUCCGCAUACUAUAGUGAGUGUUGCCAACAACAGGACGCUUGUACCUAUUCUAGACUUCUCUGCGUCGACCCAGGUCCUUCCUGAAGGCAUUGCCUUAGCAGAACUCUCAACUCUGGAGCAAUGUACGGUUUCAGCUUUCACCCCUGACACCCAGACCGUCGCCGAGCCUGUCAUAACCGCGCACAAUAAGGCAUUCCUGGACAAAAUGAUAGCCAGUGACCUGUUACCUUCCCAAGUUGAAGCACUCCGCAGUGUUCUCUUUUCUUACCUCGACAUUUUUGACCUCGACGACCGUCCCCUGGGCCGCACACGCGUCGUAGCCCACCGCAUCGACACCGGCGACGCCAGUCCCCUUCACAAACGCCCUUACCGUGUGUCUCACCCUGAGCGCCAAAUUAUACAGAAGGAGGUAGAGAAAAUGCUCGACAAAGACGUCAUAGAGCCUUCCUCAAGUCCCUGGGCAUCACCUGUGGUGGCGGAUGAACAACGCCGCGACCCAUCGCUGCGCUCCAUCAUUGACCGCCUUCAGACCGGCGAUACCGACCCUUCACUGAGCACACUAACGGGCUGA